This is a messenger RNA of Aureococcus anophagefferens, 1593 nucleotides long. RefSeq lists its product as hypothetical. Gene Ontology annotation, molecular function: metalloaminopeptidase activity; manganese ion binding. NCBI's taxonomy places the organism in Eukaryota, Pelagophyceae, Pelagomonadales, Pelagomonadaceae. Bases 1 to 1593 code for a protein of 530 amino acids. The transcript has a single exon. The record is from RefSeq and is a predicted model, not a curated record.
AUGGCCGCCAUCGCGUCGCUCAACUGCAAGAGCAAGGCGAGCCCGGCGAACACGCCCGGCGCCUUCGCGACGGACCCCUGCUUCUUCAGCCGCGGCGCGCACACCUACCGCGUGCCGCUCGGGCUCCACGCCGACAACCGUGCGGCGCUCCUGGAGCGCCUCAAAGACCACGCGCCGGGCGUCUGCCUCUUCGUCGGCGGCGACGCGCACGAGCGCAACGACACGGACCACGAGGAGCUCUUCCGCCAGGAGUCCUACUUCCAGUACCUCUUCGGCGUCGCCGAGCCCGGCUGGUUCGGCACCGUCGCGCUCCCCUCCGGGAAAGCGACGCUCUUCGCGCCGGAGCUCGGCCCGGAGUACGCGGUCUGGAUGGGCAAGAUCGCGACGCGCGAGGAGCUGGGGAAACGGUACGGCGUCGAGGUGAAAUGGACGUCGGCGCUCGCGGCCCACUGCGCGACCUUCGACGUGACGUACGCGCCGCGGGGCGUCAACAGCGACAGCGGCAACGGCAUCCACGAGCGGCUGCCGCCGCCGGCGGACGUGCCGAACCUGAGCGACGAUCUGUCGGUCCCGAACGCGUUAUUCCUCGCCGCCUGCGAGGCCCGCGUCUUCAAGAGCGCCGAUGAGGCCGCGCUUCUACGCUACGCCUCCUGGGUGACGUCGAACGCGCACGUCGACGUCAUGCGCGUCGUCAAACCCGAGAUGUACGAGUACGAGCUCGAGGCCGAGUUUUUAUAUCGCUGCGCCCGGGACGGCGGCUGCCGCAACUGCGCCUACACGUCCAUCUGCGCCUGCGGGCCCAACGCGGCGGUGCUGCACUACGGCCACGCGGGCGCGCCGAACGCGCGGCGCCUCGAAUCCGGCGACCUCGCGCUGCUGGACAUGGGCGCGGAGUACCACUGCUACUGCUCGGACAUCACGUGCACGAUGCCCGUGGACGGCGCGUUCACGCCGGCCCAGAAGAUUGUGUACGAGGGCGUGCUCGAGGCGCAGCGCGCGGUCUACAAAAUCAUGCGGCCGGGGUGCUCGUGGACGGACUGCCACCUGGCGGCGGAGCGGGAGAUUCUGAAGUCGCUGGUGACCCUCGGGGUGUUGCGGGGCGACCUCGACGCCAUGGUCGCCGCGGAGCUCGGCGGCGUGUUCCUGCCGUGCGGCCUGGGCCACUUCAUCGGCGUCGACUGCCACGACGUCGGCGGCUACCUCCCCGACCACCCGCCGCGGUCGAGCCGCCCGGGCCUGCGGAAGCUGCGCACGGCGCGCGUGCUGGACGUGGGCAUGAUGCUCACCGUGGAGCCGGGCUGCUACUUCAUCGACGCGCUGCUCGACCCCGCGCUCGAAAACCCCGAGACGGCCGCGUUCUUCGACGCGGACCGCCUGGCCCAGUUCCGCGGCUCGGGCGGCGUGCGCCUCGAGGACGUGAUCCUCAUCACGGCGGACGGGCUGGAGAACUACACGACGUGCCCGCGGACCGUCGCGGAGGUCGAGGGCGUCAUGGCCGGCGGCGCGUGGCCCCCGGCGACGGACGCCGCGCCGGACCUGAACCGGAAAUGGGCCAAGUUCGAGAACGGCGGGCUCGUCGACGUGGCGCUCUAG